AAUCAAACCCUGGACCAGCCAUAAAUACAAUCUCUCCCAUUCCCCAGCACCCCAGCAUCCCAGAACUGCAUUUCGUAAAUUACAUAUUGCCUCAGGCACGGUUCAUUCUUCAGUGCGACAAGAAGUCCUCACUUGGCCAUGACCCAAGUAUCGCUAGAGGCCAGCGGCCCUCGAUCCUUCCUAAUUUACAUCGUGGCCAGAGUCGGGCCAAGCGGUAGCUACCGCCCAUUAGCGGUUACCCUCCUGGCAGGCAGUGCCACCAGGAGCAACCGCGGGUCCGAUCUCGUCCGAACAUGUCUGCAAAUCAUCACCAUCCUGUCCGACCCGGCAAACCAACUUGCCAUCCAAGGAGAGCUGCGCCUGGCCGAGGAAUUCUACACACGUGGGCACAACCCCCCGCGCGCCGAGCUCCCGGAACCCAGCGUCUCGCCGGACCUCCUGGGCCUCUUCGAGCUGGUAGAGGAUGAGCCAGAGCGUGGCUGGGAUCGAGGGCUGAGGGAAUUUCCCUUUCUCUCCGCAUGUCUACUGCUCGGAGCAGGCUACGAUCCCUCGACCGGCGAAUUGUGGGAGGUCCGCACCGAGCCCCUAGGAACCGCAUACCGCGACGACAGCCUCGAGUACGGCAUGGUAGCGCUGGAUAUUUCCGAGCUGGAAAGGAUCCGUUAUGGGAUUGUCGGGUUCACCGUGAAUCUGAUGGCAGAGGUGAACGUACGUGAUGACGAUGCGGGUUACGACCCGGUGGAGGACAGCCCGCCUGAGGAUGAUGGCGUACCAACUGUGGAGGAGAAUCGUCCGCGGGUGCCCCUGUCCGCCAGAGAGUAUAUGGCCAAAUUCCACUACUACGGCCCCGAGGACGUCGUGCAGACGCUGGAGGAGGUGCCGCUUGUUGACAUCCAAGCUCUAGACUACAUCUGGCCAACUAAUGCCCUCAAUCCGGGAUCAUCCCCGACGUUGGUGGACGUGGACAUUGAUGGUCCAACAACUUCAACGCAACCUCCCGAGGGUUCCAAGAGAACCCUUGGAGACCAAGCAAUCGUCAGCCUGAUUGGCAGCACCCAGGAGGAAGACGGCUUCAACAUGUCCAUCUUCGACGAUGUCCUGCUCCUUCCAGGCUUCUCAUCCAGGCUCUUGCGACUGCUGGAAGAACACCCAGACCGGCUUGGCCCCACACGUUCAGCCGGUCAACUCCUCAAGCUCGCCUAUGCGGGUCACAAGCACCUAGAUUGGGUCCCGUACAAGCAUCUCUCCGCCGACGGAAUUGCAGUUGCCCUUGAUUCUCCGGAACUAGAGGGUGCAGAGUCGCUCAUCUUCCGCAUCGGCUCCAACUGCGGCAAGACUGCGCAACUCGCCAAAUCACUACUACGGUUGGCGAGCCUCCAGCAGCUGUGCGUGCUCCAAGAACCAAUAAGGACCGACGACGACCCAAGCGCAGAAUUAUUCGUACAGCUGUCGGCAGCAGCAGCGGCAGACCCAAGGACCCAACGCCUCCUCCAAGACGCCCGCAUCAUAUUUACAGGCGCCUACUCUGCCUCGCUGCGCAAGACCUUCUGGCUACCCACAACCAACUACAGCCCGCCGGUGCACGCCUUCCCCGUGCAGCAAAUGUUCGUCCGCCACCAACUCCCCACCACCGACGACACCACCAAAUUCUGGCCCAACCACUUCUACCUCGGCGACGCGCUCCUCUCCCCGCAGCGCUUCGCCGCCGGCUUCCUCGUCUUCCUCCACAACCUAAACACCGACGACCACCUCCUCACCCUCGCCACCAGCCCUCCCGACCUAGCAUCCCCCCCCGACCGCACCGCCAUCAGCCCCAUCCCCGCCGAAGCAUUCACCAUCCCGCUGCGACCCCUCGCCACGCACGGCUACACCACCAACUCGCGCGCCGAGUGCUGGUCCAAGGCCCGCGACCUCGUGCCCGGCGGGUGGACCGUGCUCGUCUCGCAGGAGAGGUACUUCGACGCCCGCGCGGCGGCCCGCAACGCCCAGGACCACCACCACCGACCCACCGAGGCGCGGUUCAUCCGGUACGCGUUCGUGCGCGCGCGCGAGCGCGUCUCCGUCGAGGACAGGUCGGUCGACGAGAUCCGGAGCCUGGAUCUGGGCCCGCGGACGCUCGAGGUCGGCGGCUUGGAGGAGUUCCUGAGGGAUACGGCCCCCGGCGGCGGCGUCGACGCGACGCUGGUCAGGCGCCGCCUGGAGGAGCUGGCGCGCGGCGUGGCGGACUCGCCGGGGCAUGAGCCGGCUAAUCGGCUGGGGCAGGCGCGCCUGGGCCCGGGGAUGGAAUGGGUGUCUGUGUUGGGGCACGCCGAGGCUUGUGAUGUGCUCAGGGACUUCUUCGAAGAUGCGGCGUUUGUUAGGAGGAACCUGAGGCUUGCUAUGGAGGAGAAUCCGACUGAGCGGAACUGGUAUCCGGAGCUUUUGAAUGGUGGGGAAAGCCGAGACAACGAGUCGGAAUCCAGGAAUGACGAGGUCUUUAAGGCCCUGAGGCAGUAGCAAUAUUACUAUUUUUGGGGCCUCACGGUUGUGCUCCGUGAGGAAGAAGAGCACAAAUGCUUCAUAUAUAGAGUCGACCACCUCUCGGAGUCUAUCCGGCAGCUGAAAUACCGUAAUGGUCUGCUCAAAAAGGGUGCGGUCCAGGCUAAGGGGGUGUAAAAUGCCAGUCCCAUAUCCAGCUUCCUCACAUAUCUGAGCACUUGGACGAUUCCUAGGAUUCAAGGGGUCCUCUGAAACUUGCCCUGAGCACGCCGCCGAGAACCUUGGAUUCACGGCUCAGGCGACCCCGAGCCUGUUUAUGACCUCGACCACGGCGGAAAGGGCGCCGAAUGUCGUGAGGGUGCGACUGGGGUGGAUCGGGAGCAAUAGGGGACGUAGUAGAGGAUGCGACCGAGGAUGUGGUAGUUUGCCAGCUCGAGGAGUGGUCUAUUAAUGGCUGACAUUUUUAUCACGCC
Messenger RNA from Phialemonium atrogriseum, 2951 nucleotides. RefSeq lists its product as uncharacterized. The coding region runs from base 139 to 2496 and encodes 785 amino acids. The transcript has 3 exons. The record is from RefSeq and is a predicted model, not a curated record. NCBI's taxonomy places the organism in Eukaryota, Fungi, Ascomycota, Sordariomycetes, Cephalothecales, Cephalothecaceae.